This is a messenger RNA of Raphanus sativus (radish), 1234 nucleotides long. RefSeq lists its product as uncharacterized. The record is from RefSeq and is a predicted model, not a curated record. The transcript has a single exon. NCBI's taxonomy places the organism in Eukaryota, Viridiplantae, Streptophyta, Magnoliopsida, Brassicales, Brassicaceae. The coding region runs from base 293 to 1153 and encodes 286 amino acids.
UUACAAGGAACCUAACUUGUGAAUCUAAAUUGAUUUUAGAGAGAAGUUUCUCUAUCUAUAUCACACACACACACUCACACAAAUCUAUAUUUAUCUUUCAAUGGUAACGUCUGCUCACCAUCUAGGCAAAUUUCUAUAUUGUGCUCCUCUAAAAAUAUCUCUUAUUUGAACAGGUUUCUUACACAUUUAGGUUUUCCUCAAACUUUGAAAAAGGGUAACCGAAUCUGUACUUUCACACAACUUACCCAUUUCUUUUUUCAUGUCAUGUGAGAAUUUUGGAUGAGAGAAGAAGAUGAAGACUAUAAGUGGUUUAGGGAUAGGGUUGAGUUUGGUGUGUGGGUUUCUUCUAUUAGCACUUGUUGCAGAAGUCUAUUACCUUCUGAGAAGGAAGAAGAAGAUCAUAAGCCAAGAAAGCGAAGAAGAGAAAGAAGAAGACGAACAGGUUGGGUACGCUAAGGAACUUAUCCAGCUGUUCUGUUUCAAAGAGCCUGAGGCCAACAAAGGCGAAAGAGAAGUGGAAAUCUCGAGGAAUCAAGAUUUAGAACUAGGGUUUGAAGCAGAGCUAAUGAAACUUCAUAACCAAAGGUUUCUCUUCACAAUCAUAGAAGAGACAAAAGCAGAUUUGGAAUCUGAUGAUGGAAAAUCAAGACUAGGCUCAAGGUCAAGAAGAAGGAGCUUGAGUAAUCUUCCGCUGGGAGUAAAUGACUGUACUACCCCUGGUUUCACUCCAUUGACUUCUCCUACUACACUAACGUCCUCUCCCUUGGAGUCUUACUCACGCCACGGAUACAAUCCUCUGUUCGAGUCAGACGGGGAGCUUGAGUUUAAUAAGUUUUUCAGGUCUUCUUCUUCUUCUUCUUCUCCUCCGCCUAAGUUCAAGUUCUUGAGGGAUGCUGAAGAGAAGCUGAGGAGGAGACUGAUCGAAGAGAAGCUGAGGAGGAGACUGAUCGAAGAAGCCGAAGUAGGAGAGCAAAAACAAGAACUUUCGAUUAUAUCGGAGGGUUCGUUUCUGAAGUUCAUGAAUCCUGCGAUGGUGAACAGAGAAGAGAAACAGAGUAGUCAAGAAUCUGAUGAGACGGUCUCGUUUUCUCAUUCUUCUUCUUCAUGUACAAAUCUUAGAACGUUAGACCAGAGGUCCACACUGGUUGUUUAGUAGUUAGACAUCUCUUGCUCUACUCCUUACUUUUUUUGUUUGUUGAAAUUUUUAUAAGAAUUUCAAUUUUAUUUGUGUGAA